CUUCAGCCGAAGUACUUACGUGCAUGCUGCAGUUAUAAAUCAAUGUCACCACGUUCACUGUGUACGAUCUUUUUAACCUCUUCAGCCUACUAGACCCAGAUCUUGUAAUACCAUUCCACGAAAUGUCAGUUGAUGUGCGUUAUGCAGCAUUCGGGGGAAUCACAGCGAUCCUCCUUUUCGGAACACUCUACUCAGUCGCAUACGACACUUAUCUCGACACCUCCGAUCCCGCCCUCACACAUCUCCCUCACCACCUACAUGCAACGCACUACUUCGCCAACAAAGCCAACAUCCUAAACUCAUACUUCAUCAAACGCGCAUGGGGUUGGACUUCCGCGGCCUUCCUCACGCUCUGGCUCACCAGCCCACCCCACAAGCAGACAGUACACAGAGUAGUCAAGUGGGGCGUAGAAACAGCCAUAUGGCUCGUGUUCACAAGCUGGUUCUUCGGACCCGCCCUACUCGAAAGGCUCACAGCAGCUUCGGGGGGCGAGUGUACGGCCACCCUCCAAUCGGGUGCCGUGUUCACCGUCCCGUAUGAAUUCUGUCUCACGCGGACAGCCGUAUCACAAGAGACGCACCCGUUCUUGUUUGUUGGGUCGUCGGUUUGGGCGCCGGAUGAUAGGUGGCCGGUGGUCCCUCGCCUGAGGAAGGGACAUGAUGUGUCAGGCCACGUCUUCCUCCUCACUAUGUCUGUCCUAUUUUUGGUGGACCAGAUAAGGCUGUCUUUGUGCGCGAGGAAAUGGUCGCUUCCGCAUGCUUGUGCAGUCGUGUUCAAUAUUGUGCUCAUCGCAAUCUGGUUCUUCGCCAUCUCCACCACCAGCGUGUACUUCCAUACGCCAUUUGAAAAGUUUACUGGAUAUCUGUUAGGAGUUGCGGGCUACAUGGUGACUUGGUUGUAUUAGUGUACCAGCGCGCUUGUCAUAGAUGUAACAUUUCGACAUCGCUACCCAGUCUGUUUGUAGUAUACAAUGUUGACAAUGUUGACGUGGUCCAAA
Suillus discolor is the source of this 998-nucleotide messenger RNA. Its product is annotated as Fat storage-inducing transmembrane protein. Gene Ontology annotation, cellular component: endoplasmic reticulum membrane. NCBI's taxonomy places the organism in Eukaryota, Fungi, Basidiomycota, Agaricomycetes, Boletales, Suillaceae. Gene Ontology annotation, biological process: lipid storage; lipid droplet organization; phospholipid biosynthetic process. The coding region runs from base 123 to 905 and encodes 260 amino acids. The record is from RefSeq and is a predicted model, not a curated record. The transcript has 2 exons.